Molecule: messenger RNA, 1101 nt
Organism: Mytilus californianus (California mussel)
Lineage: Eukaryota; Metazoa; Mollusca; Bivalvia; Mytilida; Mytilidae
Exons: 5
Coding region: 53-904 (283 amino acids)
Molecular function (GO): RNA binding
Source: RefSeq, a predicted model, not a curated record
UAGGAUAGGGGAUUUCCAAUAUUUUCAUCUUUGCUGGGUUCCAAAAUAUAACAUGUCAGAAUUAGAUUAUCUAAAUGAACCACAGUGCAUGAAACACGGUCCCAGAUGGCGAGCAAGAUUUCAGCAAUUAAUGAACAUCUUAAGGACUAAAUUCACAAAGCAAUAUUUCUAUAAAGUAGGCGAGGCCGUCUGUACAUGCGGCCCAGACGAUGAUAUUUUCAGGUUUUUGCCGGAAAAAGUACAAGAAAAACGUACAAGAAAAUCGAAAGAUACAAGGUGGGCAGAACUAAUAACUGAUGAAGUAGCAGAUGAAUGUUAUAAAUAUUUUGACAAUUAUAUUGAAACAAACUUUGACAAAACAAAAGAUGAAUAUGGACAUCUAAAAAAUAUAUUACAUGUUUUGAAGGAACGUGGACAAUUUUCAAGUAGACUUAACAGUGCUAAUAGGUUUCUAUAUGUUUUCUACAAGUUUGAUAAAGAUAAAGAUACGUCCUUAUUAAAUCCACCCCCAGAACCUCCUAAAAAAGAGGAGGCCAAAGAAGGUGUUAAAGAAGAGCCCAUGACUCCUGCUGUACCAUUGGAGAAAUUAGAUAUGCACUUAAAAUCUUUAAGGCCAGAAGAUGUAGGGAAUUUCAUAGGAAAGAAGGGAAUCCAUAUAAGGCGACUUCUGAAAGAAAAACAAGGAAGUAAGAUAACAAUGGGAAAAGAAGAGGGUCAUGUAAAGAUUGAGAUAGAAGCUACAAAAGAAGACUUACAGGAAAUAAAGGAUAGACUUUUACAGAGAGAAGCCCUGGUCAAUCAGGCGAGACGACAGCAUGAAGAAUCAGUUAGACAGUAUAAUGAGAUGAUGGGUGAACCAUCAUCAAUGGACUAUCAGUCAGCCGAAGAAAGCAUGGAUCAGUAAAUAAGGGAUUUUAAAACAGGAAACUCAGCCCCUGUUCAGUAUAAACAUAUACUGUGAGAAAACUGAACAGGUUUGUUAGAGGAUACGGAAUUUGAUGAAGUGAUGAAGAUGAACUGUUUAUUUAGAGAAUUUUAAAUGUGUAUAUAGGUAAAUGGUGGACAUUUUAUUUGCAGUAUAAUAAAAAAUAAACCACUUGC